Messenger RNA from Drosophila serrata, 4122 nucleotides. RefSeq names its product sperm antigen with calponin homology and coiled-coil domains split discs (gene spdi). The record is from RefSeq and is a predicted model, not a curated record. NCBI's taxonomy places the organism in Eukaryota, Metazoa, Arthropoda, Insecta, Diptera, Drosophilidae. Gene Ontology annotation, molecular function: protein binding.
UGUUUCUCCGGUCACACUAAGCCAAACAAACUAAAAAAAGAAGCGCGUCGCGACGUUAACCGCGGAUCGUGGGCGAUAACAACAAUAACACAAGCCGUUCUUGGUGUUAUUUUUGUUCUUGUUCUCGUUUCGUUUAACAAUAACAAUAGCAGAAAAUCAAAUGUGCAAGAGUCACACACAAAUACAAACGUACGCAUACCAAAAAGUGGAGACUGCUAGCAUAAAACAACAAUAAGAACAGCGAAAGGAAGAAGAAGGAGAGCAAGCCAGGAGGAGAGAAAGAACCGUUUGAUUGAUUAUCGCCGUGCUUCCUGCUCCUAUUACUGUUAUUCUCUUUUACAUUCCCAACGGGACGAAGGAGGACAGGGCACCUCCAGCUCGAAUUCCUCCAACUCGUCGCACAAGCAGCAACAGCAACAGCAGCAGCAAAAGUCCAGAAUGACUGCGGCUCGCCAGCAGCAGGAGCAUGAGCAGGAGGAGAAGGAGAAGGAGAAGGUGCUCAAAGAGCAGAAGGAGGAGAUGAUGAUGGGCGACCAGCCGGCGCUUGGCGAGGAACAACUGCCGCCGGGCAUGCCUUUCGGUAUGGGUUUGCACUUGCCGCACAAGAAGAAGAUCCUGCCGCAGGAUGUGCGCCCAGCACGCUCUCAGCCGCCGGCAACAAGUAGCAAGCAUGGCACCUUUGAUGGCAUUCAGAACCCUCCAACGCUAACAACGUCCACCUUGCCGCCCACAACGAUGCGUAGCAUCGAGGAGACCAACGAUCCGGUGACUGUUCCCUAUCAGGCGAGCUUCAAGCCACCAGCACCUGCUCCGCCGGUGAACAAUGGAAGCAGUAAUGCAAGCGAGCAACUGCAGCUGGAGACACGCAUCAUGGAGCUUCUGCCAUAUCAAAAUGAGGUGGCCAAGCUGAAGGGCGAUCUAGUUAAGUUGCAGAGUCAACAGGAGAAGACCCAGAUGGAGAUCGGCAACCUGAGAUACGAGAACGAAUCUCUGCGCAAUCGGCUGCGGGACGUUGUGAACUCGCCGCUGUCGGAUGCGGAGAAGCACCAGAUUAUACAAGACUCGCAGCGUUUGCACAGUUCGGCGCCCGCCUCGAUUGCCCUGCCCAAUACAAACGAUGCGCAGGAUGGCACACCCUGCCUUACACCCGACUGGGAUAAACAGUCGUCGUCCAGUGAGAUCUCUGUAGCCUGUCUGCAGGACAAGAUCAUACAAAUGGAGGAGACACACUACUCCACCAACGAAGAACUACAGGCCACCCUGCAGGAGCUGGCCGAUCUGCAAACCCAGCUCACGGACACACAGACGGAGAACGAGCGUCUGGCCGAGGAGAAGGAUGUGCUCUUCCAGUCGCUUUGCCGGCAAACCGAGAAGCUAAACGAAUCACGCACGCAGAUCAGCACACUGCAGGAGCUCCUGUUGCGCGACACGAAGCAGGCCGCCUCGGAGGUGAGCGCCACAGAGCGCGAGCAGAAGCUCUUGGACCUGAUCAAGACGUCGCAGGAGGAGAGAGAAGCGGUGCUGCUCAAGCAGGAGGAACUUAGCGCUGAGCUGGCCGAGCUACGUCAGGCGCGAGAGGUCGCCCAGCAGGAGCAGCAGCGUCAGAGGGAUCGAAUAGCCUUGCUCGACUCUCAGUUGGACGCGGCGAAUGCGGAGCGCCGCCAGGGUGAAGCUCAGUUCUCGCAGGCCAAGGAGGAGAUCUCUCAGCGAGCCAUCGAGAUAAGUCGGCUGAGCACUCUGCUGGAGAAUGCGAGGUCCAAGAUCGAGGAGCUGGAAGCCGAUUUGGCCAGAGGCGAUAAGACGGACCUCAGCGAUGUGCUCGAUGCGGCCAGGAAGGAGAAGGACGCCCUGGAGGAGCGUGUGGCCGAGCUGCAGGAUCAAUGUUCGCGCAGCCAAGCUGAGCUGAGACGGCUGCGCGAACAGCUCUCCGGUUUGACCGAGGAGUGCAAGGUGGCCAAGAACAAUGCCAAGUGCGCCGUCUCCAAUCUCGAGUACCGCUUGGAGCAGCUGCAACGCGACAAAGACAAGCUGGCCGGCGAGUGGCAGGUCCUGGAGGAACGUGUCGCUGAACUGCAAGUGCAGUGCAAGUGCCACCAGGAGGACAAGAGCCAGCUGCAGUCAUUGCUCAGCGAGACCCAGCGCCAUCUGGGCGAUGUCCAGGUGCAGCUGAGCGAGUCGGAGCGACGGCUCGAGCAGGAGACACAGCUGCGCCGCAAGGAGGGCGAGGAGUGGCAGCAAUUCCAGGCCGAUCUCCUGAUGACGGUGCGCGUGGCCAAUGACUUCAAGACUGAGGCGCUCAGCGCCCGGGAGCAGCUCGUGCUCGACAACAAGACCCAGAAGGAGAAGAUCCGACUGCUCGAGCAGCAGCUCGAUAAGCUCACCAAGCAGCCAGAACUGCAGCAGUCGGAGACGCCGCAGUCGGUGCUGUCGACGGUGCAGCGUGAAAUGGAGUUGGCCACACGGCGCAGCAAGCUAAGCUUCAGCCGUCAGGACUCCCGACUCUCUGUUAAGACGCUGAUCGAGAGCAUCGAGAACAACAAGCCGCAGGGCAAGGCUGACGAGGCAGAGUCCCACUACAGUUCCACGUCCAGCCUAAAUAGCGGCACUCCAGAGCUGGGAAACACGCCCAUUAUCCUGCCACCAUCCAGUGAUUGGCACGAAAGCCUUCGCUUGCCUGUACUGCAGAGCAGUAACCUGCAUGUGAACGUGGGCAGCGGAGGGACUGGUGUAAAUAUUCCAGCUGGAAGCGGAGUAGGAGGAGGAUCAGCUAGCACUACCAAAGCCACAUUGGCGCUGCGCGAUCAGCAGCAGCAGCAGCAACAACAACAGACGCCACCACAGCAGCAGCUGCAGCAGCAAACGGCGACGAGCCAGAGUCAAAAUCAGAAUCCAAUGCAGAUCCAGAUCCAAAAUGUAUCCCAGCCUUCAACGCCGGUCACGCCCAGCAGUGCGGGUAGCAACAGCAGCAGUGGACUAGGGCCCUUUGGCAAUGUCUCAAAGUCUUUUAUAAGUGGUGAACGUAAGGACCCGCUCAAUAUGCUCAUAACGAACGGCGGCUCCAAGCGCAACGCUUUGCUGAAAUGGUGCCAGAACAAGACAGUUGGCUAUCGCAACAUUGACAUCACGAACUUUAGCUCCUCGUGGAACGAUGGGCUGGCCUUUUGCGCAAUCCUGCACUCAUAUCUUCCCGAUCGCAUUCCCUACGAUCAACUCAGUCCGGCGAAUAAGCGUCGCAAUUUUUCGCUGGCCUUUGCUGCAGCCGAGUCUGUGGGAAUAGGCACCACUCUGAACAUCAACGAUAUGUGCCAGAUCGAACGUCCCGACUGGAUGCAGGUCAUGUCGUAUGUGACGGCGAUCUACAAGUACUUUGAGACCUAGCGAAUGAAAGAAUAAUGUAGUGGAGAAAUAGAAGGAGAAAGUGAAAGAGCAGAAGGCGUAGUUGUAGUUGUUGUAAGUUCUCUUUUUCAUUUUUCAUUCUUAUAAUUUUUCUUUUGUUUUUUCAACUAAGUCUUUUUAUUAUUUCCCUCCUCUUAUAUAUACAUAUUUAUCUUAUCUAUUUCUUAUUACUUUUAUUAUUAUUUUUUUGUAUAUUCUCCUUUACAUUUUUUUGUUCUUUUAAACCUGCCUUUCUUUCUGUGUUUUUGCCGAUGUGCAGUGGUCACCUUUAUAUAGAUUUUUUGUUUGUAUCAUUAUUUUUCGUGGUUUCUUUGAUUUUAACCUUUAGGUUAGGUUUAUCUAUUAUUUGAACUGAGAAGCUUUGAAGGUUGUUUACUCCUAUCAGGCUUCCACUAAACCUCCUUUUCCACUGUAUGUCGGUAGAAUAGGUUUUGUUUAUUGCUUGUGGAGCUACAGAGUUUAUUUUUACACGCAGAGAAAUGAUUAUUAGGCGACGAUGAAGCAUACACUAUAGAGAUAAAGAUCAAGUUAACGAUAGAGAGGAGAUGAAGAGCAGGUCUCCGGCCUAGCUUUAGCUUUAGUAUAUAUAAUUAUUUAUUCCAACUAUAUCAGAUAACUUAACUUAAACAGCAAACAAACUGUAUUUUUUUCUGUCAACGAUUCAUUCUACGAUCUAACCAUAAAGAACAAAAUAUGCUUAAAAACAAAAGGCAAUUGAAACAAUUA